AUGGAUCAAUAUGAUUAUGGAGAUUAGGAAGACUAUGAAGAUUAUGAUUAUUAAGAUGAGGAAUUUUCAAACUACCAAGGAUCGAAUUUAAAAAUAUUAAUGGUGGCUGAAAAAAAUUCAAUUGCUGAAGCUGUGGCAUAUGCGAUUGGAAACAAAGUGAGAGCAAAAAAGGGCAGAUAAGCAUUCUAUUAUUUCUCUGGGAUGUUUAAAGGACAGUAGGCAAAUUUUACAGUGACUGCUACAAAUGGGCAUCUAUUUUCAAGAGAUUUUCCAAAAGAAUAUGAAAAUUGGAAUUCCUGUGAUCCAAUAGAUCUAUUUUAAGCAAAAACAAUUAAGAAGCCAGCAAAUAAAGCAGGUAUAGGAUUAUUGAGGAAGUGUUCAUCAGGAAUAGAUUAUCUAAUUUUGUGGUUGGAUAAUGAUAGAGAGGGAGAGAAUAUUUGUUUUGAAGUUGAUGAGGUGAAGAGCAAAGUAAUUAAUUUAGGCAAUUUAAUUAGAAAAUUGAGAGCAAAGUUUUCAUCAAUAACGCAAACAGAUUUGAAAUAUGCUUACAAUUAAUUGAAUACAGGUCCAAACAUCUUAGAAUCUGAAUCAGUAGAUGCAAGAUAAAUAAUCGAUUUAAAGGUUGGAGUAGCAUUCUCUAGAUUUUAAACUCUUCACUUUUAAAAAAAGUAUUCUAUGGAUUAGAUGGUAACCUUUGGUCCUUGUUAAACACCUACAUUAGGAUUUUGUGUAGAGAGACAUGAGGAAAUAGUGAAUUUUGUACCUAGAGCCUUUUAUACAAUCAAAUUGAGUAUAUUGAAUAAUGUGGGUUACAAAUAAGAAGUGGAAUGGCUGGGACAAUAAAUAUGGAAGGAACCAGAGGCUAAGUAGGUUGUUUAGUAGUUACAAAAAUUUAAGUAAGGAGAUGUCAUUAGUCAAUAAGUUGAACAGAAAUCAAAGCCUAGACCUGAGGGUAUCAAUACAGUCUCACUCUUGAAAUUUGCCUCAUCUUAUCUAGGAUUAGGACCUUAAUAAGCUAUGCAUGUUGCUGAAAGAUUAUAUUUAAAUGGUUAUAUCAGUUAUCCCAGAACAGAAACAACAGCAUAUCCUCACGAAUUUCCAACUCCAAAAAUAAUCAAUAAUUUAUAGAAAUAUAAGGAUCCACUUAUUAGUGAACACAGUAAAUACUUGAAAACAAAUGGGCAUUCAAAUCCUAAAUAAGGAGUUGAUGUAGGAGACCAUCCUCCUAUCACUCCAACUGAAAAUGUGCCAUAAAAUAAUCUUUAUGGCGAAGAAAAGACCAUGUAUGAAUAUGUGGUUAAAAUGUUUUUGGCUGCUCAUUCAAAAGAUUGCAAAUAUGAAAAUCAUACACUCAAAUUUUUUGUUGGUGAUCAUCAAUUUAAAUUCUAAUCCAAAUAUAUUUUGGAUCCAGGAUUCACAAAAGUAGCCACUUGGUUGGCAAUUACUGAAAACAAGAGCGAUUUAACUAAAUUUGUUACCAAUAACAAAGUGCAAAUUGGAUUUGUUGAAUAUUAAUAAGGGUAAACAAGUCCUCCUGAUCAUUUAACAGAAACUGAAUUAAUUACACUGAUGGACAAAUUCAAAAUUGGAACUGAUGCUUCUAUGGCAACACAUAUAAAUAAUAUUUGCGAAAGACAAUAUGUUAAGGUUGAAGGAUCAUCUAGAAAAUUAAAGCCAACUGAUCUGGGAUUAUCACUAGUAAGAGGUUAUAAAAGGAUUGAUCCAGAUCUUGUCGCACCUUAAUUGAGAUCCAGCAUAGAAUCUUAAGUUGAUCAAAUUGCUAAAGGAAAACUUAAAUGUCAAUAAGUCAUAUAAGAUGUCAUACAGAUUUUUACGAAAAAGUACAUUCAUUUUAGAGAGAGAAUCAAUGAUUUUUAACUAGUUUAAUACCAUCAAUAAGGAAUCAAUAGACAAAUUAAAUAAUCAGAUGAAGAAAUCAUCUUAAGUAGAUGCGGAGAUUGCAAUAGAUACUUAGUUUAAUCAAACAAUUCUGCCAUCUGUAAAUAGUGUAUCAAGACUUACCCCUUACUGCCAGACUGUAAAUUUAAAGCAUAUGGAGCUUAUAGGUGUCCAUUUGAUAAAUUUGAAUUACUAUUUUGCACAAGCAAUAAGUCUCCUUUCAAUACCACUCUUCUUUGUCCCAAAUGUUUCAGUUCAUCACCAUUAGUAACAUCCGAAUAAUGCACUUGUAAUAUAUGUCCAAAUGUUGAUUGUGAAAAAUCUAAGGAAUCUAGGAUGGUUGGCAAAUGCAAGAGUUGCAAAAUUGGUGAACUUAUUUUAGAACCAUUCAUUAGUAAAGGAUAACAAAUUUGUUUAUCUUGCAAUGAAUGUUGGUGUCUCUAUUAACUAGUUCCUGCAGUUGUAUAAGUUGAUAUUACUAAAAAUGCUUGCACAGAAUGCUAAUUAAAAACAUUUAAUUUAAUAACAAAAACUAAGGAUAAAGAAGAAGUCAAGUAUAACAAUGUUUGUUUGAUGUGUUAUGAAGAGUUAAAUAAAAAAUUGUUAUAUGCACCCUAUUUAGGAGAAAAGAAAUUUAUGAUCUAGCAAAAAAAACAAGAAUAACCAGUUAAAUAGGAUGAUGUCAAUAAGGAAACCUUUUCCAAAGGACGCAAAAAAUUCUCUAAGAAUCCAAGAAAAAAUGAUAGGCAUGAUGAUGAUCAAUUUACUCAAAAAAAAAAUGAUAAUUCUGAUUGGGCUACUUUAUUACUUUCAUAAUCUGUGACAAAUAAUAAACAAAAGCCAUAAAAUAAACAACACUAAGAUGAGCCUCAAUAACAGUAAUAGCAAUAAUAAUAAGUAAAUGAACCAGGAUUAGUUUUACUAGAAACUAAAAAGAAGAGAAAUAAUUGA
Molecule: messenger RNA, 2850 nt
Organism: Paramecium tetraurelia
Lineage: Eukaryota; Ciliophora; Oligohymenophorea; Peniculida; Parameciidae
Exons: 7
Biological process (GO): DNA topological change
Cellular component (GO): nucleus
Molecular function (GO): DNA topoisomerase type I (single strand cut, ATP-independent) activity; DNA binding
Source: RefSeq, a predicted model, not a curated record